CCGUUCUCAAAGAUUCAGACGAAAAGGUAAGUCCAUUGGCAAAUGGUGCAGAUCCUCUUAGAAUGGUCACUACCAUAACUAAAGGUGUACGGUGCGUGUGCAUGUCACCCGCCUUAUCUGCACCAUUAACGACUACGUAUAAGAGCAGGAAGUUGGCGAAAUAUUGGAAGAGCUUGAUUCAGGAACGGGGUAUUGAUGCACAAGAGAAUGCUACUUUUGACGACUACCGAAAUUCAAGUCUCGUGUUGCUGAGGACAGCAUGUGAGACGGAAACAACAACAAUAGCUAAACGACUAAGGAGAGGAGCUAGCGAUGAUAAUAACAACAACGCACCUUCAUCAAAAAAGCUCAAGAAAACGCAAGAUCAUGAUGACAAAGAUGCUGAAAACGACGAAGUUACUACCCGAAGAAUACCGUUGAGCGAUCGCACAAACGUGGGUAUUGUAGAUCCAAAGAGUGUGUUUGUAUCUCAUUCCAUUUCAAACACCAUUCAUCGAUCACCUUGUCUGGCUCUUUAUAGACAUCGGGAAGAAGCUCCGUCGUUGUCACACAACUGCCUUCCAUCACCGACAUCAGAGGGUGGAGCACGGAGCAGCACAUUCAGCACCUUCAGGCUAAGUUUCCCAAUCAACUGA
Molecule: messenger RNA, 635 nt
Organism: Ambispora leptoticha
Lineage: Eukaryota; Fungi; Glomeromycota; Glomeromycetes; Archaeosporales; Ambisporaceae
Source: the annotation of a GenBank genome assembly